CAAAUGGCUCUCUUCAUCUUCCUUGGCAUUUGCCUUUCUUGUUUGAUUUUUCUUUUCCUAUGGAAUCAACACCAUGGUAAAGGGAAGCUCCCACCUGGACCCAUUCCCCUACCAAUUGUUGGAAAUAUUUUGCAAGUGGAUUUAAAAAAUAUCAGUAAAUCUCUUAGCUUGCUAGCGAAAGAGUAUGGCCCUGUGUUCACCGUGUACCUGGGCAUGAAGCCCACUGUGGUGCUGUAUGGAUACGAAGCACUGAAGGAAGCUCUGCUUGACCGUGGAGAUGAGUUUUCUGGCAAAAUGCAAUCAGCUAUCCUCAGUAAAGUCAGCCAAGGGUUAGGCAUUGCCUUUAGCAAUGGGGAAACCUGGAAGCAAACACGGCGUUUCUCCUUCAUGGUCUUAAGGUCUAUGAGAAUGGGAAAGAAAACUAUUGAAGACCGAAUUCAGGAAGAAGUUCUUUGUCUGGUAGAAGCAUUGAGAAAAACCAAUGGGUGUCCUUGUGACCCUAGCUUUCUUCUCUCCUGUGUUCCCUGCAAUGUGAUCUCUGCUGUCAUUUUCCAGCAUUGUUUUGACUACAAUGAUGUGCUAUUCAAAGACUUCAUGGAACGUUUUGGGAGUACUAAACUUUUAGCAUCUCCUUGGACCCAGCUGUGCAGUGCCUACCCUGUUUUAUAUUAUCUCCCAGGAAGCCAUAAUGAAUACUUUAAGAUUUACUCUGAACAGAAAAAUUUCUUUUUGAUGGAAAUAAAAAGGCAUCAAGAAUCUCUGAACCUCAGUAGCCCUCAGGACUUUAUUGACCAUUUCCUGAUUAAAAUGGAAAAGGAAAAACACAAUAAAAAGUCUGAAUUUACUGUGGACAACCUGAUCAUCACCAUAGCUGAUCUUUUUGGUGCGGGAACAGAGACCACGAGUUCCACAAUGAAAUACGGACUUUUGCUCCUACUGAAGCACCCAGAGGUCACAGCUAAAAUUCAGGAAGAAAUUGCACGUGUGAUUGGCAGCCAUCGGAGGCCCUGCAUGCAGGACAGGAAUCACAUGCCCUACACAGAUGCUGUGCUGCAUGAGAUCCAGAGAUACAUUGAUUUUGUUCCCAUUCCCGCUCCACGUACAACAACACAGGAUGUACAGUUCAGAGGAUACCACAUUCCCAAGGGCACAGGUGUAAUGACAUGUCUGACUUCUGUCCUGCAUGAUGACAAAGAGUUUCCCCACCAAGAGAAGUUUGAUCCUGGCCACUUUCUGGAUGAGAGAGGCAACUUAAAGAACAGUGACUAUUUCAUGGCUUUCUCAGUAGGCAAAUGACAUCUCAAAGCUACUCUGAGCUGAGAAAAGGAUUUUGCUUCCAGAACACCCAUGAGAAGCUCAGCCGUGGCAGCAUUGUGAAGCUAUGGGAGGGAAUUAAAUAGGAUGCCAAUGAGGUACAUGGUCCCCAAAGGUUUACUGUGAUGCUGCCCUGUUCCAUCUAGGCCAGAGGAAGAAAGCAUGGUCACCUCUGCUUGGUUUUGGCAGGGAAGGGAAUCUUACACCAAGUUUACAAACAACCCUGGAGUGCUCAACUAUCUUCUCUCUAAUGGGAAAUCAGGUCUGGUUCUUUGGAAAUAAGGGCAGCUGGGAAGGGUGACAUUCCUUUGUAUUUCACUUUUCUAACACUUUUGAGGGCCAUGAAGCACCUUUCUGAGUCAUAGCACCUUAGCUUUUAGACAGAUGUGAAGAAAUGAUAGAUCCGUAUGCUCCACGUGCUAAUGCCGGUGGAGGCUUGUUGUUAAAUUAUAUAUACAGAAAUUUACAGGAUAAAUUAAAAUCCAAGGCUUUCUAAAGAGUUAAAUACACGUAAUUAGAAUAUACUCUCUGAUGCACAUAUUGAUAACCCUACCGAGAAUGGAGGACUUGUUUGUGAUCUGCAGAGCACAAUCUGUCCACCAGGCCAACCAGAGCUGAAUGAAAAACCACCCAGCAGUUAGGCAGAUCUCUCAUGAUCUGGGGUCCCGCCAAUGUUGCCAAAGAAAGAUACCAACUCUCGUUUCUACAGGCCAAAUCUUCUUGGCUAGCUAACGGAGGUGGCACCAACAGCUUUGGUCUCUCCAAAGUAUCUUUCUACUACCAAGAAUCAUGUAACUUAGGCGAUAGUGCCAGUGACUCUAUGGUACCAAUGGUUACAGUAAAAUUGGAGACCCGUUUAGUAGGAAUUGGAAUGAGUCCCUUAUUCAGUCCACCUGAGCCACCUCCCCCCAGGUCAUUUCAAGCUGAAAAGUUUGUAGUCACAUGGCCUCCUCCCAUGAUCUUUCUUAUAUCUCUGAUUAUAAGGCAGGUAAAGCAAAUGGAGGUACAAACAGGCUUGGGGAGGGGAUCAAAUUUUUUGCUGUAUAUCAGGCAAUAAACAUGGCACCCAGAAUAAACCCUACUCUCCAAAUUA
Molecule: messenger RNA, 2407 nt
Organism: Meriones unguiculatus (Mongolian gerbil)
Lineage: Eukaryota; Metazoa; Chordata; Mammalia; Rodentia; Muridae
Product: cytochrome P450 2C70-like
Exons: 9
Coding region: 4-1296 (430 amino acids)
Biological process (GO): xenobiotic metabolic process
Cellular component (GO): cytoplasm; intracellular membrane-bounded organelle
Molecular function (GO): oxidoreductase activity, acting on paired donors, with incorporation or reduction of molecular oxygen, reduced flavin or flavoprotein as one donor, and incorporation of one atom of oxygen; heme binding; iron ion binding
Source: RefSeq, a predicted model, not a curated record